Prorocentrum cordatum is the source of this 555-nucleotide messenger RNA. Lineage: Eukaryota; Dinophyceae; Prorocentrales; Prorocentraceae. The record is from the annotation of a GenBank genome assembly.
AUGCGGCUGGCCCGCUCCCUGGCGUCGUGGCUGCUGGCCGCGCUCUGUCAGCGGGGCGAUGCCGGCUCGGCCGAGGCUGCCUCUGUUAUGGGACCACUUCGUGGCGAGUUCGGCUUCCUCAGCCAGUUCUAUAACAUCACACCCCAGGAGGCGCGGGAACGCGUGCAGACGCUGCACAUCGCCUUCGGGGUCAUGGAGUUCGAGCUGCGCGACGCAUUCGAGAGCUUCUCUAAGCCACCGUCAGCACACGAGCAGGAGUGGGGCGCCCCCGUCGGAGACGGCCGCAUCAGGCGGGAGAUCAUCCAGGCCUACGCGAGCGAGGCCGCGGCCCUGGGGGGCCGGUCCUGGCUCGUCGUCAACGCCGCGGCCACGGACCCGGGGGACGGCGAGCUGCAGGGGAACGCGACGGUGGCUGGGCAGUUCAGCGUUGGAGGGGCGCCCCUGAUGGACCCCGCCCGCGGGGAGACCGGCCUCCCCAUAGCCAACCCGAGCCAAAGGUCAGUUCUAGAGGACGCAGUCAUCCCUUGCUUUCAGCGGAGAGCGACCGCCCGCUAG